AUGAGCUUUGAUGGUGCAUCAAAUGCAUUGGGGCAUGUGAUAGGAGCAGUCUUAGUGUCACCUGAAGGGGACCAUUACCCGCUUACUGCCAGAUUGAAUUUCUUCUGUACAAAUAAUAUAGCGGAAUAUGAGGCUUGCAUCAUGGGACUUCGUGCAGCUAUCAAGAGGAAAAUCAAAAUUUUAGAGGUACACGGGGACUCAGCAUUAGUCAUUUAUCAAAUUCGUGGAGAUUGGGAAGUGAGAGAUCCAAAAUUAGUCAAAUAUCAUGAUCUCGUUGCAGAGCUGAUCAAGGAGUUCUAUAAAGUAACUUUUAACUACUUUCCACGAGAGGAGAGCCAACUGGCUGAUGCCCUAGCCACCUUGGCUUCGAUGUUUAAGGCAAACAGAGAAACUGAGAUAAUCCCCAUCCAAAUGAGUAUAUACGAGACCCCCGCACACUGUUUUAGUAUUGAGGAGGAGUCAGAUGGACGACCAUGGUUCCAUGAUAUCUUGGAGUAUAUCAAGAAUCAAAGGUACCCCGAGCAAGCAAACGAGAAUGACAAAAGAACAAUCAGGAGAAUGGCGAUUGGAUUUGUUCUUGACGGGGAUAUUCUUUACAAAAGGGGAAAAGAUCAAGAGCUCCUGAGGUGCGUGGACACUGUUGAAGCUAGAAAGAUACUUGAAGAGGUUCAUGAAGGAAUUUAG
Gossypium raimondii (Peruvian cotton) is the source of this 684-nucleotide messenger RNA. RefSeq lists its product as uncharacterized. Gene Ontology annotation, molecular function: nucleic acid binding; RNA-DNA hybrid ribonuclease activity. NCBI's taxonomy places the organism in Eukaryota, Viridiplantae, Streptophyta, Magnoliopsida, Malvales, Malvaceae. The record is from RefSeq and is a predicted model, not a curated record. The transcript has a single exon. The coding region runs from base 1 to 684 and encodes 227 amino acids.